AUGGGCCGAGUAUUUCCGAGGCGUCCUCAACCGCCCCUCCCCCAUCUCCGACGCCGCCAUCACUCGUUUGCCGCAAGUGGAGACCAACGUGGAUCUCGACCUCCGCCAUCUCUCAAGGAAACCAUCAGGGCUGUGCAGCAGCUCUCCAGUGGGGAAGCACCCGGAUCGGGCGCGAUCCCCGCUGAGGUCUACAAGCACGGUGGUCCCAAACCGAUGGAUCACCUGAUUGCACUCCUCCAGGAGAUGUGGCGUCAAGGUGAUGCCCCGUUUGCAUCUAUACAGGCGAGAAGGGCACCGCCAAGUCCGCGACAAUCACCGCGGCAUCUCCCUGCCGAACAUCUUCGGGAAGAUUUUCGCUCGCAUCCUCCUCAACCGCCUGAAUAAUCAUCUAGAAGGAGGUCUCCUACCGGAAAGCCACUGCGGCUUCCACCGUCAUCGCGGGACCACGGAUAUGAUCUUCGCCAAACGUCAACUUCAGGAGAAGUGCCAGGAGAUGCGGACUCAACUGUACUCUACCUUCGUGAACCUGACGAAAGCCUUCGACACGGUGAAUCGUGCAGGACUGUGGAAGAUUAUGCAGAAAUUCGGCUGUCCGGAGCGAUUCAUUCAGAUGGUGCGCCAACUGCACGACGGUAUGAUGGCGCUAGUCACGGACAACGGAGCUGUCUCAGAGGCAUUCACGGUGACCAAGGGAGUGAAGCAGGGAUGCGUGCUGGCGCCUACUUCCUUCAGUCUUAUGUUCUCUGCCAUGCUGAUGGACGCCUACCUCGACGAAUGCCCCGGGAUCCACAUCGCCUACUGGACGGACGGUCACCUGUUGAAUCAGCGGCGGAUGCACUUACAAUCUCGCGUAUCCACAACUACCGUUCACGAACUUCUCUUCGCCGACAACUGCGCCCUGAACACCACCUCGGAAGAGGAGAUGCAAUGGAGCAUGGACCUGUUCUCCGCCGCCUGCGAGAACUUCGGUCUGGUCAUCAACACGCAGAAGACGGUGGUCAUGCAUCAACCGCCACCUGACACAGCCGCUUCCCCCAACGCGCCGUCGCCGCAAAUCAGCGUGAACGGAACCCGGCUGCAAGUGGUGGAGAACUUCCCGUACCUGGUCAGCACCCUCUCCCGUAGCACCAAAAUCGAUGACGAAGAGGCCCGCUGGAUUUCGAAUGCCAGUGAAGCCUUCGGUCGCCUCCAAAACACAGUUUGGAAUCGUCAUGAUCUCCAACUCAGCACGAAGCUGAAGAUGUACGUGGCCGUCAUCCUGCCGAUCCUGCUGUACGGAGCGGAGACUCGGACAGUGUACACGGGGCAGGCACGCCGUCUGAACCACUUCCACCUCAGCUGUCUUCGUCGCAUCCUGAGGCUCAGCUGGCAGGAUCGAAUCCUCGACACUGAUGUACUGGAACAAACGGGAAUCCUCAGCGUCUACACCAUACUGAGACAAAUGCAUAUGCGUUGGAGCGGCCACCUGGUGCGCAUGGACGACGAACGACUACCCAAACGACUCUUUUACGGAGACGUCGCCACGGGCUCUCGUCGCCAAGGAGGCCAAAUUCAUCGAUACAAGGACACUCUGAAGUCCUCUUUGAAGCGUCUAUAAAUUAACCCGACCACUUGGGAAGACAUCGAGCACAACUGAGCGACCUGGAGGAGGACAGUGAAGACAGGCGCUGCGAUCAAUGAGGCCAACCGCAUCGCCGCUGCUAAAGUGAAACGCGAAGCGCGCAAAUCAUAGAUGUGCCCAGUCCGCAACGCUGACGCACAACCACUUCCAACGUGUUCUCAAUGUCAACGGACAUUCCAGGCACGAAUUGGACUUAUUGGACACUUUCGGACCAACUCCACCUCUCGGAACGCCUAAACAGCCGUCCCUCCGCCUGCGUCUCCCUCGUCCUCUCUGCCGCCACCUAACUCUGACUACUCUUCUGUACCACCACUUCCAUCCUCCUCCUCCUCCUCCUCCCAUCCUUUCUCCUCUUCCUCAUCCUCCUCCCCCUCUUCCUCCUCCACUGCCCUCACGACGGCCGCUCUGGCGUCUGUCGCGCACAACAACACAACACACGCCCCUGACACAACAACAGACAUCACCUCUGCAACUUCCGACUCCAGAAGUGAGGACCAGGACUACACCUGCCCUCACUGCGACCGCACCUUCCCCUCACACAUCGGCCUGGUCGGUCAAUUGCGAAUCCAUCGCACAGAGACUGGCGAACCAGUGCGUGAAGCACCAACCUACACCCACCGCACUCGCCUCCACUGA
Spirometra erinaceieuropaei is the source of this 2257-nucleotide messenger RNA. NCBI's taxonomy places the organism in Eukaryota, Metazoa, Platyhelminthes, Cestoda, Diphyllobothriidea, Diphyllobothriidae. The record is from the annotation of a GenBank genome assembly.